Manacus vitellinus (golden-collared manakin) is the source of this 3038-nucleotide messenger RNA. It is a transcript of the gene ARMC2, whose product is annotated as armadillo repeat containing 2. Lineage: Eukaryota; Metazoa; Chordata; Aves; Passeriformes; Pipridae. The coding region runs from base 265 to 2856 and encodes 863 amino acids. The transcript is spliced from 20 exons. The record is from RefSeq and is a predicted model, not a curated record. Gene Ontology annotation, molecular function: protein binding. Gene Ontology annotation, biological process: cilium organization; sperm axoneme assembly.
GCCGCCUCGCCGGGCUGUGGCGGACGGCCGGACUGUGCGGCGAGUUAGCCCUGAGAUUAGCUCGUGAUUUCUCUGCUUCAAAAUUUCACCAAGCUGAAAGUGUAUCAGUUGUGAUUGAAAUAACCAAGAUGAUGGUGUCUGAUCUACUGUCUGUUCAUUGUCAUUAACUAUGUGAGAGAAUAGAAGUUACCAGAUGGUCUGAGUCACAGUGCAGAAACAUGUUUUUCUUUUUAGUGUUCUUCCUAUGCAGUACUUUGCAGAGGAAUGCAAGCCUCAAAGAGUGAAAAUACAGAAAAGGCAGAACCAUUCUACUGGCUUUCAGUGGCAAAGCAGAAGACCUGUUCUGAGAUUAUAAAUGAAGCCAGAAAUGUUCUACGAACAGUAGGAACUCGAAGACCAUUUACACCUACAGAUGGUCAAAGGAAACUUUUUGGAUCUGGAUCCUUGCGAGGUCCUCAAAAUAGACCCCCUUCAGUUUUUAGUCUUCAUGCAUCCAGUUUUGAUUUGACUGAAUCAAGACCAGUGUCUGGUGUUCGUCUUAGUCCACUGGAUCAUAAACCAAUAUUAAUCACUUCUGCAAAAGAUGAAGAUUCUUCUGUUUUCCUUCCAAAACCUCCUGCUGAGGCUGCAGAGGUUAGAAAAGUCAGCACUGCUCGGGCAUGCUUAUGUAGAACAGCUUCUCUGGGAAGUAUAUUUUCUGCUAAAGUGGUUCUUCCAGAUCAGAAAAAAGAGAAGCUAGAUUCUGAGGAACCAGCUAUGAUGAUGAAUAAUCCUGGCAGAAGUAAUAAUAACUACUUAGCAGAGCAAAGGUUGUACACACCAGUUAAUGAUAAAAGUAGACAAUUAAUUUGUAAUGAUCAUAUCAGCGUAUCGGAGAGCGAAGACUUCAUGGAAGGGACAUCAGGAAAAUUUUCAUUUCAGCUGAGAGGAGAAAGUGACCAGAUGAAAAAGCCUGGCACAAAUUCAUCAUGGCCAAGGAGUUCAGGCUGGAAGAGAAGAGUAACAGGCUUAGAGGAUGAAACAAGAAUAAAUGAGUGGGAAGAGGAAGAAGUCUUUUGGCGUAUAAAGAUUCUGCCAAUUCUGCGUGAACUGAAAAAAAUAGAAGACAAUAUAGAAAAUCUUUGUCUGGCUUGUACCAAGCUCUAUCAAGCAUUGAAUGAAGGAAAUAUGCUUGGAAAACAAUUUAAAAGAAGAAGUGAGCUUCUGAAGAUAUUAUAUAAACUUGUAGACAUUGAUUCAGAUCCACUUUGCCUGAAGCUGGCAAAGAUUAUUCUGGCUAUGAAAGUGGAUGGAAAAAAUCUUCUUAGUGUUUGCAAGCUAGCAUUUAAGAUUUGCAGGAAUGAAAAAAAUGAUUACAUCGUUCAAAAUGAUAGAUUAUUGGAUUGUUUGUUGGAGGUUCUGAGAAAUGAAGAUCUACACAAAAACGACGAAGCUCUCCUCUAUUGUGCGGGAGCUAUAAAAUUCAUGUCUGGAAAUGCAGUACUCCUUAAUGAAAUGGUCAACAAAGGAGCUGUUGAAAUGUUGCUGCAAUUAAUGAAGCAGAUUAAUAACGUAAAAGAAAAUGACACGUAUUUCUCCAACUUGGGCCACUUAUUAGUCCAGCUGACAGCUACUCUGCGAAACCUGGCUGACUUGCCUCCGGCAAGGUGCCAACUCAUUUGCAGUGGUGCUGCCUCUGAGCUCUGUGUGGCGCUGGAGCAGCGUGUGAACGAUCAGGAUGUCUGCACCUACAUCGUCAGGAUACUCAGCAAACUUUCUUCCUACAAUGACUUCUGUGCAGCUUUAGCAGACUGCUCCAGAUGUUACACCUUAUUUUUAGCCCUACUAAACAAACACCAGAAGCAGCAGGAUUUAGUUGUCCGUAUCGUCUUCAUUCUUGGUAAUUUAACAGCAAAGAAUAACCAGGCCCGUGAGCAAUUUUUUAAAGAAAAGGAAAGCGUUAACACCUUGACAUCAUUAUUCCAAACCUACUACGAACUUGAUUUGAAUGCACAGACAUGGUACCAUGAUAGAGAAGGAAAAGGAAAAAACCACCUAAAGCAUCCUUCAGAAGCAGAAGAUGUUAUGAUAAAACUGAUAAGAGUGCUGGCCAAUCUCUCAAUUCAUCCCAGCAUAGGAGCCACCCUGGCAGCUGCUCAUCGUGUUGUUGAAUUACUUGUUACCGUACUAGAAUACAAGUCCAUCGAUGACUGUGAAGAGCUGGUCAUCAAUGCUGCCACAACAAUCAACAAUUUGUCCUACUACCAAGUGGAGAGUUCUGUGGUUCAAGACAAGAAGCUGCACAUUGCUGAAAUGCUUUUGAAGCUGUUAAUGAGCAACAAUAUGGAUGGAGUUGUGGAGGCUGUCAGAGUCUUUGGCAAUCUUUCCCAGUAUCAUGAGGUCUGUGACUUCAUCAUGCAGAAAAAGAUAUACAAGUUCAUGAUUGCUUUGCUUGAUUCCAAGAACCACGAUGUCUGUUUUUCUGCCUGUGGAGUUCUGCUCAAUCUCACAGUAGAUAAGAACAAAGGAGCUUUUCUGAUGGAAGAAGGAGGAAUUGGAAAGUUAGUUGACUGUUUGCAAGACUUUGGGCCGGCAGACUGGCAGCUGUCUUGUUUGAUAUGCAAAACCCUGUGGAACUACAGUGAAAACUUCACAAGUGCAGCCUCGUGCUUUGGAGGAGAUACCAACACGUUGCUGGUGCUGCUCACAUCACUUUUAGAUGAAAAGCUAGUGUUGGAUUGCAGCCUCGAGACAGAGGGAAGGGACUCCCACAAACUACAUUGGGAAAGAGAGUUCAAACCUGUGGCAGAGAAACUUCUUGAUAGAAUUCAAAGCCAUCACUCCUUUCUUCCAGCUGUGCCUAUUAUUCCAUUUUAGUCAGUCUUUUCUCUCUUUUUUUUUUUUUUGGUCAUGUAAAUUGUAUAGCUUUAUAUUUCUAAUAUACCUGUAUGUUGCCAUGAGGAAGAAAGUUAAAGAGCGUGGCUAUCUUUUGAAGAGCUUGUAUGAAAUUUUUGCAUGUGUAAUUACUUUUUACAAUAGACUUGAACUGAUCAAGCGGC